UUUCACAACGCGCCACGGCCCAGCUAUAAGAGACACCGGCGUGGCACCGGCCCCCCGCCCGCCCCAGGGGACCUCGCUACUGUGACAAGAUGAGCAAGGCCUCGCAGACCCAGGAGCCGCUCUCGGAGCUGGAGAAGGCCAUGGACGUCAUCAUCGACGUCUUCCACCAGUACUCCAGGCGGGAGGGGGACAGGGACACCCUGACCAAGAAGGAGCUCAAGCUGAUGAUUGAGAAGCAGCUGGCGAAUUACCUGAAGCACGUGAAGAGCAAGGCCACCAUCGACCAGAUCAUGAAGGACCUGGACGUCAACAAGGACGCCCAGAUCAGCUUUGGGGAGAUGAUGCUGCUGGUCACCCGUGUCACCUGUGCCACCCACGAGCACCUGCACGAGGUGGAGGACCAGCAGCAGCAGCAGCAGCAUCACCACCACCACCACCACUGAGGCACCCAGGCAGCGCUGCAGCUCCCGGUUUCCUCCCCUCCAAGGAAUCUUUGAGCUUGGAGAAGGCUCCAAAGUCGAACCCAGCCUUAAACCGCCCCUCCCCGCCCUCCUCCCUCCUCCCCUUCCUCCAAACGCGACGGUUUUGCUGCCAAAUAAAGAUUUGCCCCGAGGCUGCCGAA
This is a messenger RNA of Corvus hawaiiensis (hawaiian crow), 622 nucleotides long. Its product is annotated as protein MRP-126-like. Gene Ontology annotation, molecular function: calcium ion binding. Gene Ontology annotation, cellular component: extracellular exosome; cytoplasm. The coding region runs from base 90 to 443 and encodes 117 amino acids. Gene Ontology annotation, biological process: endothelial cell migration. The transcript is spliced from 3 exons. The record is from RefSeq and is a predicted model, not a curated record. Lineage: Eukaryota; Metazoa; Chordata; Aves; Passeriformes; Corvidae.